Messenger RNA from Vitis vinifera (wine grape), 489 nucleotides. Its product is annotated as vegetative cell wall protein gp1-like. The transcript has 2 exons. NCBI's taxonomy places the organism in Eukaryota, Viridiplantae, Streptophyta, Magnoliopsida, Vitales, Vitaceae. The coding region runs from base 1 to 489 and encodes 162 amino acids. The record is from RefSeq and is a predicted model, not a curated record.
AUGGCGCGAACACAAGGGGCUAAGUCUUCAUCUCCUUCGAACCGUAAGAAGAGUCUGCGAAAGGAGCCAAGUCCAGGUUUUGCUCCAGAGCCUUCGCCGUCGAGACCAAUUCCACCUCCGGUGAAGCCCGCGCCACCAAAGCCGCUGGCAAGACGAUACCUUACCAGGUCAGGCGGUCGGCCGUUGCAGAAGAAACCUAGGGUGGAGAGCUCAGAACCCAUCGAUUUGACUGAGCAAUCUCCAGAGCCUUCCCCAAUUCCAUCACCGGUUCAAACUCCAGUGCCGUCUCCGGUUCCUUCGCCGAGUCCCCUGCCAGUUCCAUCGCCGGUACCUCUUCAGUGCCAUGGGAUGCCAUGUCAUCUCCGCCAUAGUCUAAAUGCGGUUCGGCCUCCAGAAAUUCAUAGGCUGCAUAGCUUGAGUGAUCAGCAGCAGGUGAAGGUUGACUUCAUUCUUUUCGGCCAUCCAAUGUAUGCAUCAGACCACACAUGA